AUGUUUUUGUCUAUUCAGAAGAAAGGAUUAUCAUUUAUUGAAGAAUUAAUUGCAAUGAUGAUCAUAUUAAAGAAAUAACAUUAAUUAAAGAAAUUUGCAUCUGCCAUCAUAAUAGUGGUACCUUACAUUUAACUUCUAAUUUUGACAAUAGAUUUGAGAUUAAAUGAAAAUACAAAGAAAGAAUCAAUUCAUUUUAAAAUUGUAAGAAAUUUAAUAAGGCCAGAUUUAUGGUUAAUUGAAAAUGGAAAUGAAUAUUAAUCCCUAAUGUUUAUAAUUGUACUUAUAAUAAUAUUGAUUUAAAAAGCAAAACUCAUAAUAAUAGUAAUAUUAUAUUAUUAUUUUUUAAACAAAGACAAUCUUUUAGCUCAUUUACAAAAUAAUCUUUAUUUUAAGAUUCCUGUUGCCAUUUUAUGUCUCUACUAAUAGAUAAAUACUUAUAUAUUGUAUUAAUGGUGUAUAUUAAUAUGCGUAUGCAGUAUUAGAACUCUUUUCAUUUAUAUAGAUACUGACAAAUAAUUUUUAAACAUAUUUCUAAUAUUUUUAGUUUUAAUAACUUUAAUAUUAGUAGUUUUAGAUAAUAUAUUGCAUAUAAAAGUAAUAGAGAAAUCUAUUACACUGAAAAUAUCUGGAUUGGAAAGAAAUUAUAUAAGUAGUUUGAGAUAUAUAUCUUUAAUAAUAGAAUUUAUAGUUUAAUUUCUUUAUAUCUUUUAAAAGAGUUCAUCUUUGACAAUGCAUUUAUUGAUUGGAUUAUCUUUAUUAAAAUGUAGUUUAGAUCUAAUUGAUCAAUUUAAAAAUUAUGUUUAUGUAAAUCAAAAAUUAAUUUAAUUCUUAUUUUAUGGAAUUUCAUUUUCUAUUAUAAUCAAUAGCUAAUUAGAAUUAAUUGAAUUAUAGGAUAAAUAUGGUUCAAGAAUGAUGUUUUAGACACUUGUAUUGACUCCUAUUUUAUAUUAAAUUCUAUUAAAAUAUUAUUAAAGAGAUUAAUAGUAAAAUUUGCUUACAAUGUUUAAUGAAUAAAUUAGAUCUCCAAAAAGAUUUAUAUAUCACAUAAUUAGCAUUUUAAAUGAACAUUGUUUGGAAUUUUGUACUGUUCAAAGAUCUCUUAUUCAAUAAGAACAUUAUAAAAAAUGUAAAAAUUUAACAUGUUCAAUUUGUGGACAUCAAUACAUCUUAGAUACUCGAUCAGCUUAAGGAAUUACUACAGAAAUAUAUAAAGAAUUUAUAUAAUCAAGAUUAAUACUUCUAUUAAAGGAUUCUUUAAAAUUAAAUUUUACUGAUUAAAAAAGUUGCAAAUAUUCAAAAAGAACAUUUCUCAAUUAUGUUUAUCUUUUAUAUGAUUUUGGAUGGACAAUGUAAUCAUUGUAAUAUUUACAUUAAUUAAAAAAUGCUUAAUAAAUACAAUAAUCACCAUAGAAAGGAAUUAAAAAUCAUCUAGGCACAUUACCUUAAAGCAAUUCAUAUUCUGAUAGAAAUAGUCAUUAUGUGAUUGGAGAUAAUUAAACUAAUUUUUCUUAGCCUUAGAAUAUUGAUACAAAUAUUUAAUUUUAAAUUAAUAUUUUGUUAAACUAAAUUAAAUUUAAUUUUCUUGAAUCAAUUUGUAUUUCAGUAAUAUUAGAAGAAGCAAGAAGAACAGUAUAAAGAAAUUUUGGAACAGAUGAUUAUGUUUAGUAAUAAUCAAUCACUUCUGAUUUUGUAUCUUAAUAUUUAUUAAAUGAAAUUUAAGUUUCAAAAGCAAUUAAUAUAAUAAUCAAUAUGGCUAAUUAAAAAAUUAAAUGUUAUGAAGAAAUGUUAAAAAUUAAAUCAAAUGAAAAAAAAAUCAAUUUUUAUGAAAAUAAUCAGGGUUACUUAAGCUUAAUUGAAAAAUGUAAAUAAUUGAAUGAUGGAGAAUAAAAGAUAAUUUAAAUGUAUAAUUUUUAUCCAAGUUUUAUUUUGCAUUAAGCCUUAAAUAUAUUUUAUUGUUUUAUUUAAAAUGAUUAUGAAAAAGCAAUUCAAUUUUCAAGAAGUUAAAAAUUCAUUGAUGAAAGAUAAUUAAAAUUUUUAAAGAUUAAGAACUUUAAUGUAAAUUCAAAAGAGAUUUAUUAUUUAAUUAUGACAUUAUAAGAUGAUAUGCAACAUUUAAAUAUAUAAAGUCAUUCAACUUAACUAUUCAAUAUUUUUGGAACAUUUCGAAACAUUGGAGAAACUUAUCUAUUUGAAGAUUUAGUUCCAUUUAUAAUAGCAAAUUACCAUCAUCAUUUUGUUAGAUAAUUUUUAGAAACUGGAUUAUGUAAAUUCUUUAAGAUUUUUGAUAUUAAUUUCAUAGUUUCUAAAGAUUAAUUUAUUUAAGCAGUCUAUUUAAAUGUUGAUGUAACUGAAUUAUUUUUGAAAUCAAAUUUAACAUUUUCAGCCUUUUUUUAACCUAUCACAGAAGAGUUGAUGUUUAUUUUAGUUGAUGAAGUAAAACAUUAGUGUUUAUUUACAAAAAGUAUUUUAAUUCAAAUUGGUUGGUCUUCUGAAUAAAUAGAAUGGUUUAAAACUAAUAAUGAUAUGAAUAAAAUUACUAUAGAAAAAAUUAUCCCAGACUUUUUGGAUAUUCUUGAAUCUCUUAUAAAGUUAACUGAAAUCUCUCUUAGUUAAAUUGAAUUAAUCUUUCCAAAUCCUCCUGAUAGAUUACAAUAAAAAUUAAAUGAGUUUUAGACUCUAAAAAGCAUUCGAAAUAGCUAUUUUAGAUCAAAUACAAUUUAAUACAUAAAAUAUUAUUGUGAUCUCACUAUCCGAAAAAGAUAAAUUAUAAAUUAUACUUAUUAUGUUAUUCAUAUAUCUUAUAUUUAAAAAUAAUAAAAUUUCGAGAGCUAAAUGGAGAAUUUUAUAAAUAAAUAAAAAUCUUAUGUGAUUGAUGAAUGUGAUUUUGAUAGUGAAAUAGGUGAAUUAGAAUUCAAAAAUCAAAAUUUAAUUUUUUAAGAGUUUUAAAAAUAAGUAAAACAUACUUCUUAUAAAAUAUAAAAAAAUUAAAGUUUAUUAUCUAAUUAUUUAAAUGAUCAAAUUUAAGAAGAGAUUAUUAGUCCAGGUAGAAUAUGUAUUACAAAUCAUAAUAAUUAAGAUUAAAAUGAGGUAUAUGAAAUUAAAGAAUUACUUAAUUCUAAUAAAAAUAAUUAAUAAUAAUAUUUUUGUCAUGAAGAUUAAAUGAAAGAUUGUUCAUCUUAUGAAUUAAUUAUUUCUUAAUUUACAAAAAAAUAAGGAAAAUUAUAAAAAACAAAAACAUUGAAUGAUUUAUCAAAAUAAAGUCUAUAGAAAAAAUAUGAUAUUAUUCAUAGAAUGUUGUAAAAGUCAAAGCCAAAAUAUUUAUUUCAACUCUUAAUUUACACUUUCUUACUUUUUUUUUGCUUUUUAAUGAUAAUCAUUUUUAUAAUAUAGGAAUUAAGUAAUGAUUUAAAUCUUUUAAUUAAAUAAAUUGAAAUGCUAUAACUACAUGCAAAUAUUAUGGGUCCAUAUGAUCUAUUUUUUUCAAUGAGAAUUACUGUUACAUCUUAUUAAAUAUAAUAUAUGGAGGGAUUCAUAAAUGCUAAAGAGCUAUAAGUUCUCACUGCUCCGUUCUUAUAGUAUUUGCCUUUAGGUUAUUAAGAAUUAUAGGAAAACUUUUAUACAUAAUUAAAUAACCCUUAUUUAGCUUAAUUUUUAAAUGAUGUCAAUAUCCCAGUUUGGUUUAUGGGGGAAAAUUCUUCUAGAAUCUAUUCUCAAAAUGUUACAUUUAGAGAUAAUCUAUUUAUUAUGCUUUAAUAUUAACAAUAAUAAUUGUCUGCAUAUAAAUUUAAUCGAGCAAUUGCUGGUCAGCCAUUUUAGAUUUUUUUAAUUGCUAAUUAUUUAAUUAUGUAAAACAUUUGUGAAAGUUUAACAAGUGAGAUAAAAAUAUAUUCUCAAUUAAAAUGCGAUUAAAUUUAUUUAAAAUGGUUCAUUCUAUUGACUUGCUUUGUUUUUAUUUUUGUUUUAUUGUUACUAAUUGUAUUUUAUUACUAGAAAAAAUAUUUAACAUCAUAUGAUCUAAUAAUAGGAUUAUUAAGACACAACACUGAGGAAAUUAUAUUAAAUGAAAUAUCAAGAUAGAGAUCAUUACUAAAUAUUAUGUCAGAAAAUAUGUUAGAAAAAUUUCAAUUAGAAAAAGAAUAUAUUUAAAUUAUAUAAAUCUAAAAUUAAAAUUUUAAUGCAAAAUAGAAUUAAUUAAUAUAUCACAAAUUCUCUUAAAAAUAUCCAUAAUAUAAAUAUAAUAUAGCAAACAUAACUUUAUUGAUUUUAUUUAUAAUAUAUGGAAUAAUAAUUUUUUUGGAGGCAUAAAAAUAUUUAACUAAGUACAAUCUUACAACUGAUUUUUUUAAACUAAUAUAAGAUUUAAAAUUUCGUGGAGGAAAUGGUUUUCUUUAUAGGGAAAUGUUUUUUCGUUUCUCAAGCUAUCCAUUUUUAACAAAAUCAGACUCUGAAAAUUUAUACAUUUUAUUAAAUAGAUCUUAAAGCGUUUUGUAAGAAUUUAAUUCUAUAAUUGAAACAAUUCACUAUGAUGAUUAUUUACUAACUUAAAAUUUUAUCGAUUUAUUAGAAUUUUUAUAAGUAAAUGAGAUGUGCUCAUAAAUAAAUGAGGUAUAGAUAUAAAGUAAUUUAGAGCUUUAAACCUUUGAUGGAUUAAUAUUGUAUUUUAUCAUUUGAAGGAAUUCUAUCAAAAGGAAUAGUUUCAGCUCUUACUUAUCUUUACAACUAAAUCUAAACUCAGUAACAGAUGAAUAAUUUUACAAAAAGAGUAGAAACACAUAAGUAUGAAUUAGAAGGAUCUUAAAUAAUAACAAGAGCUUUUUUUGCCUUAUCAGAUAAUUUUAAGAUUAGUUUUAAAGAUAUUACAGAUCAGACUAUAAGAAAUUUUAAUGUAAAUAUAGUUUAUAAUUUAGAAUAUCUCAAUGAGCUAUUUGAUUUUAGGUUGCGUAACAUUUUUAAUUUUGAUUUUAUUCUACCCGAAAUAUUUGAUUAAUCAAUAUUAAUUGCUGAAAAGAAUUGUGUACUUUAUACCACUUCAAAUUUUCUUGACUGAUGGAUAUUUGGAGAGAAAUUUAAAGGAAAUACUAAUAAAAUAAAUGUGA
Molecule: messenger RNA, 5096 nt
Organism: Paramecium sonneborni
Lineage: Eukaryota; Ciliophora; Oligohymenophorea; Peniculida; Parameciidae
Source: the annotation of a GenBank genome assembly